AGCGUUUCAAGGAAUGUACCAUAACAAAAAUGUCAGAUGCAGCAGUCACAAAACUGCGUAUUUCUAUUUUGAGUGUAUGAUUAUAAAUAUUUGUAAAUUUGUGAUGUAAAUAAUAUCAGUUAUGGUGUUAGUUGCAUAUAUAUAACAAAUGUUUCUUAGUAAGCACAUGGUGUAGUGAACCUUAAAAUGGACUAUUUAUAUUAUAAGAGGAAACGAACGACUAAUAAAAUCACCGAAUUAAUUAAUAAGUCAUAUUAAUUAAACAUUUCGAAUACGACGUGUCUUCACAUCGUCCCGUUUUAUUAGAGAUGAUAGUUCGCUGGCCGAACCCCCCAUCGUGAAAAUAGGACGGAACCAUGGGACAACAAACUUCAAGGAAGAGCGGUGAGUGCUCUUGCGGCUGCGGCUUCGAGCGGCGGCGCUACGUGGAGUCUCCCAGCAGCGUGCAGAGAUACGUCAGCGCGGUUACAGACAGAUGGUCGACGCGCGAGUGCUCGUGCCGGCGGCGCGGGCGGCGGCCGGCGUGCGUGUGCACGGCCUACCGCCGCGUCAGUGUCACCGACGCCAUCGCUGACGACCGGUUGGCAGCAGUUAUAACGCUUGGCGCCAGAGAUCUACGCAGAGAGCUGGAUACAAUCGUCUUAAACCGAGAAGGCGACAACCCGACAGACAACUCUACUGCUGAGGUUUACGUUCUCUCAGUGGCUCCCAGAUCCGAUUCCGAGUCAUCGCAAGAAGGCAGGAGGAGCGAGCUCACACAAGCUAGUGAUGGCUCCAUUCGGUUACAUCCGCACUUCCAGGUGGUGAUGGGCGGCGAGCUGCGCGCGCUGCUGCUGCGCGCGCCGCUGGCGGCCGGGGCCGGGGCCGGGGCCGGGGCCGGAACCCCGGGCGCGCAGCAGCCGCUGCCCACCAAGGUCCACACGCAGGUGGACUACAUACAUUGUCUAGUACCAGACCUUCAACAAAUCACAGCCUGCUCCUUCUACUGGGGCAAGAUGGACCGCUACGAAGCAGAACGACUACUAGACAAUAAGCCUGAAGGCACAUUCCUCCUCCGCGACUCGGCGCAGGAAGACCACCUGUUCUCGGUGUCGUUCCGCAAGUAUGGCCGCUCGCUCCACGCCAGGAUCGAGCACUACCAGCACCGCUUCAGCUUCGACUCCCACGACCCGGCCGUGUUCGCCGCGCCCACGGUCACGAGGCUCAUAGAGCACUAUAAGGACCCGGCCUGCGUGAUGUUCUUCGAGCCGAUGCUGACCGCCCCCCUCCCCCGCACGUGCCCCUUCAGCCUGCAGCAGCUCGCCCGCGCCGUCAUCGUGUCGCACACCAGCUACGACGGCGUAGAAAAGCUGCCCCUCCCACCGCGCAUGCGCGCCUACCUCAAGGAGUACCACUACAGACAACGCGUGCGCGUGCGCCGCCUCGAGCCUGAACUGUUCCCACACCUCUCCUAGCGCCACCCUUUCUACUGGUGAAUACUGAAUCUAUUCGACUAAUUAUCUAAAAGAAUACAUGAAAAAAUUCAACUACUAUAUGAGUUCAGUCGAAGUUCAACUAUUUACCUAGUGACCAAUUAGUAACAGUAUAGUACAUAAAACCUUACCUUCUUACCCAACACGUAACAAUUAUCGUCUGUCUUAAUCCGAGUCUCCGAAGGCAGACCCUAUCAGAACAAUAAUAGGCUACAUAACAAUUUUUACAGUACAUAUGGUGCUAUUUUACCGCACUAGUGCAAAUAUUAGCAAAUUACGUUACUGUGUCGAACAUUUAAAGGGCCAUAUCUACUGUACAACGUUGUACGAUACAUGUGCGAAUAGGUCAUUCGCAACUCGUGUCGAUUUAAAACACUCCCUUCGGUCGUGUUUUAAUUUAUCGGCACUCGCUUCGAAUUUCCUUUUUUUCGCACUUGUAUCGUAAUGUACUAUUUGCUGAAUCAACUUUUUUUGUUUUGUUAUCCUGUCCCGUUGUCCAAGGGACAACAGUGGCACAGUUUGUUUGAAGAGACGUUGCAUGCCGUUCUAUUAACAUGCUUAGUAGGGGGCCCAUUAUGGACAUUGGUUAUAACGACCACAAAAACGCAAGUUUGAUACAUUUAAGUACCAUAAAAUCAGUAUUUCAAUGAACUUUUGUCCCCUGGACAACUAAUCGUAACCAUGGCAACGAGUGACGCUAAAAAGUUGAUUCCCCCAUUUAUCAAUGGUAUCAAUCGUUCAGGUUCAUUUUUAGAAUCAAAUGUCUAUAUGGGACCCAUUGCAUUAAAGCAAUACAAAAGUCAGAAAUGAUAGCCAAAGUCCGACAGUCGUACUUCACUCACGAAACGCUCCCAACAAAACGAUAAGCAAACGUGACGUCACGGUCACCGGCCAUCUUGAAGUAUGAAAAACAUUAAAGCUGCUAUUUUCUCGGUGAAAUAUUGCGUUUAUGUAUAUACUUUCUAUACAAUAUUUUUUGGAUAAAAUGUAAGCAAUCGAAUGGUAUUACUUUAUGGUAUUACUUUUUACCGUUACCGUAAAAAAAUAUAUUGAGAUUAUAAAAUAAAAAAAAUACAAGGCUCCGAAAUCUCAAAAAAAAUAAAAAAUUUUUCUCUUUCAAAAUUAGAAAAGAAAAUGGUACCAUUCGAUUCUUUACAUUUUAUUGAAAAAUAAAUUGUAUGACAACUAUACACAUAAACGCAAUAUUACAGGGUCAAAAUGGUAAUUUCCUUGAUCUUCCAUACAUUUAGGACAGACUUAUAUGAUGUGACGUCACAUCACCUUAUCAUUUUGUUAGAGGCGUUUCAAUCGUCGAGUGCGAGCGUCAGACUUUAACUCUCAUUUCUGAUCUUUGUGUUGCUUAAAUGCCAUGAGUCCCAUAUAGACAUUUGAUCCUCAGGAAAAUCAAGAUCUUUUGACAUUAUUUACAAAAAACAGUCAAGUAGCCAAUUAUCUAAAAAGGACAAGUGUUAAGAUUCAACUACCAGUUAUAUACAGUUCGACUAAUCGACCAACAACCAUAAAAAUACACGGAUAAAAUCUAGUAAACAUUCGACAUAUGUGGCCCAUUUCUCGAACUAUGGACCUAUUUCUCGAACUAUGGGCCCAUUUCUCGAACGGUAUUAGACUAAUAUUAUUGUCACACGAACUAUCAAGUCGUAUGGGUUACCAUGACAACACAAUAAUAAUAUACUGUGUUGCCAUGGUAACUUGACAGUUCGUAGACUAAUAAUAUUAGUCUAAUAGCGUUCGAGAAAUGGGCCCCAGUUCGUAGACUAAUAAUAUUAGUCUAAUAGCGUUCGAGAAAUGGGCCCCAGUUCGUAGACUAAUAUUAUUAGUCUAAUACCAUUAGAGAAACGAGCCCCUGGUAAGUAAAUUCAUAAACAAUAGUUUCUAUCUUGGUUUACAAGUUUCAAAAUAAAACAUGAAAUUUAAAUAAAUCUGUAAAAAAAAAUAUUAGCAUCAGAAGUAUGUGAAGCCUGACCAGCAAUAUAUGAUCACGCUCCAUAUUGCGGAAUAUAAUUGAAACUAAAAAUUUCAUACUAAACUGAACUGUCACUGUAUACAUGAAAAUAAAAGCGGCCUCUUGAUAAUGAUCAUAUUGAUCAUAUAUUUCUGGUCGCGCUUUAUACAAUUUAGAACCUUAUUGUUAAGCAAUGAGGUACUAUAAUGUACAAAUACUUAUACUUGCAUCAAUACUAACAAAAUAACGGAAUUACACAAUUCUAGUCUAAAAACGUCACAUUAAUUGUAAAAAAAAAACUGAAUACGUUUCAGGUGAAGCAAAAAUAUUCAACCACAGUAAACUAAUUUUUGAUUAAUACGCGGCUCCAUACAGAGCGAGCAUACGCGCGAGGAAACGGCCAGUGUAGACGUGCCUCGCGCGUAUGUUCGCUGUGUGGAUCCGCCUAUACUCUAUAUCUUUAGGUAUUUAUAUAAAUGUAAACAAUUUGUACAUUUUCGGGUAGUUAUAACAUUUAUUGGUUAACCAACCAAAUACAAAACCGCCUGGAUCUGUCACUGAACGACCUGACUUUAACCUACAUUAUUUGGUCAUGUAAUGUUUUCCAUCUACCCUCAACUGACUUAAGGAGCCAUUUGAGGGUAGAUUUUGUUUACUUUUAUUUAAAUACCUAAAGAUACAGAGUAUAAUUUUUCGCAUAAUUUCAACGAUAGUUCCAUAAUGGGACCGAAUACGAAAUGUAUGUGUGUCUGUACGAUACGAAUGACGAUAUCUCUUGAACUUUCGAGUAUCGAAUCGACAGUAAUAUAGAUAAAAAGUAUUUGAUAUUGUAAAUAUUGUUUAAUUAUUCUAUAAGGAAUAAUAUUAGGUUUAGAGAGACAUCGAAACAUCACACAUAAUAUAAUUAAGAUUAGAUUUUUUAUCUAUUGGUUUUUGCUAGCAAAUAUAUGAUCUAAUAAAUCUGUAAACAGGCCCCGAUGUGAAGGCCAGCUACGCUUAGAGUUCUACCAAGAUAAGUUGGCAGCGAUUUUCACAGCCCAGAAAGUGUAAGUGUUAUUUUAAACUAUGAAAUUAUGACGUUUACUUGACACUUGCACCGUCUGGGGCUAUCAAAAUCGCUGCCAACUUAUCCUGGUCUAUCUCUAGUUGUAACAUCGCGUAAUACUAUGAACGCAUUGGACUCCGAGGGUGUUACAUGCGCGUUGGUGCCUUUUUUUAUUGUAGUAUGAAUAAACUAGUGACAUUUCAACCUAAAGGUACCUUGUCGGUCGAUAAGGUUGAUUUCAAAUUGAAGCUAUAUGGAAAAUAGCGCCUUGACAACCGACAACAAGUACCCUUUUGCUUCAGAAUGGCACGAAAAAAAACAAUGGAGUGCCGGCAGAAGAGAAAACUUGAAUAUUAAUGUUGUGCAUUUUUUAUAUUUUGGAAUGGUUAGGGAAUAAUUUUGCAAUAUUUGCUUUAAUUAUGAGUAUGAAAGUACUAUCAUUUAUGUGGUAAAAUACAAUAUUAAUUUAUUGCGCUAUCGUACACAAACAUUACAAUUUAUAUUAUAUUAAAAAUGUUACACUUCAGAACUAUUACAAUUAUUUAACAUUAAAAAUGCACAACGUUAAUAUUCAAGUCGCGCCGGCGGUCUACUGGCUUCAAUGACAUUGUAACAGAUUUUCGAUCAGGUCACGUGUCCGUCUUACGAAUUUUCAAUUUAUCGAAUCUGUCGGUCACGUGACCUGUCGCGAGUUUAACGUUUUUUCCCCAUCACAAAAAGUGCACAGCGCCGCUAAAGAAGUUUUCACUUCAAAAAUUUGUCAUAAUUUCGGCGUCUCUCUGAACCUAAGUAUUUUAUCUUAAGAAACGAAAAUAAUGUACUAUAAGAUUAAUUUUAUAUACACACUUGUAUAGAACAAUGUAUCUACUUAACGGCUGGUGUUUAAUGUAUUUCCCAUCAAAGGGUAUAUUUUCGAAACCAGCUUUAUUCUUUAUAAUUAUCAUGGUUUGCGGCAUUUUUAGUUAUUUAUUAGUUAAUAAAAUGUGUCGUUUCAAGCUAAUGGUACCCCAUUGUCGCUUGCCAUAAGCUCUAACAGGUUAUACGUAUAUAAGCAAAUUUCGUUCUUAUAGUAAGCGACAAAGUGGUAACUUUUGCUUGAAAAUGUCACAUUAAUGUCGUUACUUGACUUGAACUAUAUGCUUAUUAUAAGUUAUAGGGUUAGUAGUUAAGGGGUAUAUUUUCUAUAUAAAAUUGGCUAUAGUUUAUUGUCAAGUAUGGACAUUUCUAUAUUAUUUUGGUCCCACCCUGGCUGUUAUAAUAACAAUUUUUAUAAUCUUCUGUUAUCUGACAUAUAUGAACACUAAUAUAAGCAGAUUCGAAGAAAAGUCUAUAUUGUCUAUUCUUCAUAACAGCACUUAUGCUUUAAAAUCGCUAAAACGAUACUGCGAUGGCUACCAACCUAAUAAAAUCAAAAUUAUAGUAUUUUCCAGUACAUAUGGUGCUGUAAAUAACUAUUAUAACCGCUAGAGUGUGACCAUAAAUUAUUUCUAGUAUUAUAAUCAGGGUUAAAACAACUGGCGCUUGUUUGACACAUUAACUGUCACUUUGUGUUAAGUGCGAGUGAGACAGAUGAUAGCUGUAGUCAGUUGUAAGUCCGUCAAAGCUAACUCUGCACUUGCAGUGACAAAGCGUAAACGUUCCGCUUAAGACGUCAUAUUAUAAUUGAAAUUAGAUAUUAAAAUAAAUAAAUAUUAUAGGAAAAUCUUACCCAAAUCAACCUAGCCCCACAGCAAAGAUACGUUUAGUAUUGUUUAAGACUCGAGUCCUUUGAGUCCUCUGCUUUAAGACUCGACUCAGUUUUUCAGACUCUCAUAAUUAAGAUGAAACUAGUUCUUUUCAACUUAUUAGAGACUCUAUUUUGUAGAGACUUGAGUAUUUUUCGGAGACCUUGUAUUUUUUACAAAUAACUUCGAAAUGUGUUGUCUUUAUGUGAAAUGCAUGGAUGUACAUAACAUAAAUCAUAAAAUAACGCCUAUUUACUUUACUGUUGUUUAGGUAAAACCUAUAAAAUUGUUGAGUCAUUAUCCGGAGACUCGAUUGAUUUUGAGUUGCGCUUAAAAGACUCAAUAAAGGACUCGAAUCGGGACUUAAAAUACUCAGAAGUUUUUUUAAGAUCUGAGUCUCGUAAAAACAAGUCGAGUUCUUCAAUUUAGACUCAAAACACUCGAACAACAAGAAUAAGACAAUCUCGUGCUUCAAAUUUGACAGGUAAACAAGAUGGAGCUGACGCCUCCAUACAUUUUGCGGUAGCUAUUGUCAAAAGUUGAAGUUGGGACAACGCGAGGAAGAUGAUGGUAUUAGAAAAUAGAAUUGAAAUUAAUUUAAAAAUCCAAAAAAAGUGACUGUUCCAUUCAAUAAUAACUCAAAUUUCGUUGGAGGUAAUUUGUACUAUAAUUAGGACCGCGGGAUGCUUGAGGUUAACGUGACACUUCCACACUGUCGCUUGCCGAGACGGUGCUGAGUUAGCUUGGACUGAUUAGCUCUAUUUUAGUUUUUUCCCAUAUUUAUUACUGACCUGUGAUGUUUAUUGUUUCUUACAUCACAUUAAAUAAUAGGUCUAAAUUGAUAUACAGGGUGGAAAUCAUUAAUGGGCUCUGGACCUUAAAACCAUUAAGUUAGCUCAUUUUCUUUAAAUAAACUUUUUUUUUUUAAAGAAAUAAAACUGCAUUCAAUUUUUUUUUACAAUUCGCUUGUCUAAAAAUAUUAUUGUGCACUACAUUUUAGAUUUUAUGCGGUAGCCAGUAACGGGGGCAAGUUGAUAUCGCCGGAGGCCUAGGGAGGGGGCAGAUGCCGCAGAGGGGCAUACAUUGUAUGUAAAAUUUGUGCGCGGGGGGGGGGGGGGGCACUUGCCCCCCGUCCUUGCCUGUUCCUGCCUACGCCCAUGAACAUCAAAAUUAACUAGCUAUUAUUAUUAGACUAGCAGAAUACAAUACUUAUCGAUUUUUUCUUUUAGUCAUUUUGAUUCCCGGGUGAGACGACCGAAUUUUAGUUUCGUUUCUUUUUAAAAAUAAAAGAAUGCGUCCUUUAAGUAAAAUGAGCUUACUUAAGGUAUGAAGGCACUUAAUAACAAAACUUCCGUGAGACAAAGACAUAUUAAAUAUACUACAACGGACGGAUUAUAAGUGAAGAGUGACCUGUUACGUGAGUAAAAGUGCCUUACAAAAUAUGUAAGGAACUUUUACUCCAGGCCCCAUUAAUGUUUCCAUACUGUAUAAUGUCUACUGGAAAAAAACUUAAGUUAUAAGGUAUAUGUUAAAAACCUUAAAAGUUAAAGAUUCACUCUUUAAGCCAACAAAAAAAAUUAUAAGUAAAAUCAAAUGUAACAAUUAAUUGCAUAGUACAUACAUUAUAUAUUCUCAAAAGCCUUUUAUAUGUUCCUCGAUUUGAUAUUUGCCUAAAAAAGUAUAUAACUGUAUAUUUACUAUGAAGUUUUGGUGCGUAUAAUUUUGCCUUUUCAUUUGGUCUCUGUAAAUUACAUAUUGUAUAGGUAUGUAUAGAUUAAUUGUAUAUGUAUAGGUUGUGUCCAUUUACUGUAGAAAAAAAUACAUGUUUAUUUAGUCACCCGUGAUAAUUUACUGGCUGAAUAUAUAGGUCAUAUUAAGCAACUUUUACUAUAGGAUCAACCCCGAAAAAAACAGAUCCCUUUGUUGGACAUAAUUAUUGAAAGUCAUAAUGUAAUGAUAGUCAGAUUAUCAUUAGUCAUAACUCUGAAACCGUUAACUUUUCAGAAAUUUCCUUAGGUUAUCAAUAUCAUAUAGAUAGGUUAGGUUUGUUUUAUGGCAAUCCUGAAAAGCUACGCGUUUCUGAGAAAAACCAAAUUAUGACUAACGAAAAUGCGGACAAACAAUACAUUAUGACUUAACGACCGGUUUGGCCUAGUGGGUAGUGACCCUGCCUACGAAGCUGAUGAUCCCGGGUUCAAAUCCUGGUAAGGGCAUUUGUUCGUGUGAUGAGCAUGGAUAUUUGUUCCUGAGUCAUGGGUGUUUUCUAUUUAUUUAAGUAUUUAUAAAUAUUUAUAUAUUAUAUAUAUCGUUGUCUAAGUACCCUCAACACAAGCCUAAUUGAGCUUACUGUGGGACUUGUCAAUUUGUAUAAAAUGUCCUAUCUAUAAAUAUUUAUUUAUUUAUUAUGGGAAACAAUAGAGAACCACAAAAAAAAUGGUCGUUUCAUACUUUUUGACUGCUUGACCUUGACAUUUUGUAUGGAGGAGUAAUUUUUUUUUCGCGAUUUCGGGGUUGGUCUGAUAGCAAAAGUUGCUCAGUAUGACCUAUAUAUUCAGCCCGUAAAUUAUUGCAGGUAACUAAAUAAACAACCUGUAUAAGUAGUUUAAAAUAUUGAAGCUAAUUUGACGGCUGAGUUAGAUGUCUAGUACACUACGCGGUAACUAGGUUGUUAACAAGGCUCGGAAACGGUUUUUUCUUCAUACAGAAAAUACCUGUAUUAUUACGUUCUUUGGUUUAUUAUUUCGUUUUUAAUGGGACUAUCUAAUAAUACGAAAUUGUUACCUAAAUACAUGAUUCAGUGCUACGUGAAGAGCAUAUAAUAAUUAAAAAUAUUGAGUUAUUUCGGGAUUAAAAAAAACUGGUUCCGAGUUUUGGUUGUCAAGCGCUCACGUUUGACAAUCCAAAUAGGGACCGUGCGCGUUGGAGGGUCUGCCAUCUUGCGGCCUGAAUCGGAACAAUAAACAAGUACAUUUACACGUCACGUGUUUUCUUGUGCAUAGUAGGUUCUGCCAUCUUGUGGGCUACAUCGGAACAAAAAACAUCACAUUUACGCCUCGCGCCAAAAAUCUGACGGCUCCUGUGCUGCCUCCUACAGUUCAUGCACGCUCCCUAUACCACAACUGCAUACAUCUACUUUAGCUGUCAAAAUGGCUUUAAUAUUUUGCAGUACUUUGUGUUCGUAUUAAUUUGUGUAUGUUCUAAGUGAGUGGACACAAAUAUAGUGCAUAAUAGCACUCCCACGCAAAGCGUACAAAUUAUUGAAAAAUAAAUACAUUUAUUUUAAAGGA
Molecule: messenger RNA, 9491 nt
Organism: Cydia pomonella (codling moth)
Lineage: Eukaryota; Metazoa; Arthropoda; Insecta; Lepidoptera; Tortricidae
Gene: SOCS5
Exons: 12
Coding region: 357-1454 (365 amino acids)
Biological process (GO): phosphatidylinositol phosphate biosynthetic process; intracellular signal transduction
Cellular component (GO): phosphatidylinositol 3-kinase complex
Molecular function (GO): 1-phosphatidylinositol-3-kinase regulator activity
Source: RefSeq, a predicted model, not a curated record